ACUCCAGCUUCACACAGCAUUUCACUGAGGCACAGAUAAAUCACAGUGAACCGAAUAGGAUGGAAGGUCUUCCACUGAAGAUGCCCCAGGCUGUCGUCUUACAAGUCAAAGAUGACGUCAAAGUGACGAUGCCUGACCUCAGCAUAUUACGGAAAACAGCAUACGAGUUCAGCUUGGAGAACUGGGUGUUAACUGGCUUACAGAAUGGUCCCACCCACCAUCAGCGGCCUCAGCCAUUCACCCCUCUAUCUGAACUUUUACCAUCUUGUCCUCCGUACUGGAUGAUGUUCAGCAGCCCACAGCAGAGUCGUCUAGCCAGCCGCCACAGCUCUGACUUAUGGGAACCAAAUCCUCGACAACGCUCCCACAGCCUCAAUCCUGCUGUACUUCGCACCACCUUCACCAUCUCAGACUUGGAGGAUGAAGGAGGAAAUACUGUGCAGGAAGCCAAGGAAAACCUGACAGCUAAAGCUUGUUUGAAGGAAGAGCACCCAGCUGCAUCAUGUCAGAGCGGUCAAAGAAAAGCACAGAGAGCCUUCAUCCCUGACCUGCUGAAUCCUCCAUCCUGCCUGAGCAGCCUCCCCCACAAGCGCAGGAAGAACCUGCGGCAGUGUUCUGUCUCUGGGACAGACAUGUCCAAAAAACAAGAGUCCAACAUGGACUGUCAGCCUCUGAGCUCAUUCUCAUACAAAGCUCCCAACACCAGGACCUAUGCCACCGACAAAUCCACUGGCAACCAUAAAACAGCAGAUAUGAUGCAUCUCAGACCAAACUGCUGCAGAGCUCAUCACAGAGCCUCGCUGUGCGGGAGCCUGAGCUCUGCUCUGGACUCGUCUGUGGAGCUCUUGUCAGCUCUGAGCCCAGAGGAGAGGGAGCUGCUCAGGGCCAUCACUGCCCGGGGAUACCCCCUCCGCACUGCCAUCAUAGCCCUGCAGAGGGCAGGACAACAGACCCCAGAUCAGAUCCUGAAUUACCUCUUUGCAUGUGAGCACCUGUGUCAGCUGGGCUAUGACAUGGCUCAGGUGGAAGAAGCCCUGGAGAUGUUUCAGAACUGCGAAACAAAGGCAGAGGAGUUCCUCCACCUCCUGACUCAGUUCAAUGAGAUGGGCUUCCAGCCACACACCAUCAAAGAAGUGCUGCUUGUCCAUGAGAAUCACAGAGAGCGGGCGCUUGAGGAGCUGAUGAUGCAUGUGGCGUGAUGGUGCGGCCACAUGCAGUUCGGUUCAAACUGGAGAGUGGGUUUUAGGCAGUGGGUUUUAGUUGUGUUCAGUAAUGCUAUAUUCAUGAUUUUCAUAUUAUUUUUUUGUAUUAAAGCACUCCAGUUAAACUCUCAGCAUAUGUCAUAGUGAGUUUUAGGACAGUUCUAUUUUCGUAGAAGUUAUUUUUGGAAGCAUAAAAACUAAACCAGUAAUUAUUGUGUUGCAUCUAAAAGCAAAUAAGGUCCAGAUGUCAUUUUAUUUGUCUCCAUUUAGCUCCUCUGCCUGAGUUUGACAAGACAUUGAUGUUCAUUGGUCUGACCUACUGCAGAGUGAGGGGUCUGGAAUGUUCAAUCAAAGUGGAUUUUCAGCUGCAUCCAGCAGCCGCAAUGAUUUCCAUUUUAAAUUCUCUGGUUUAUGCUACAGAUCAGCACUACACUACAAAAUGUAGCUCAUUAAUGAAGUCCACUACAAAGAAGCCCACCUGAUGGGGCCACGCUUUAGAGACAGCUUAUACGGGCAGUAGCCCAGGGCCCCAUUUUUGGGUGGUCCCUAAAGAGUUUUCUUUUCUUUUUCAUGUUUUUCUUUUUUAUUUAAUGAAUGGGUCUUUUGCAACAUUUCACUUUAUAUAAAAGUCAUGUGAGUUGUAUUAUUUUAGGAUGUUUAGACUAUAAACAAUCACCAAGGAGUUAUUGUCUGGAGGACGUAUUUAACCGAGCAAGCAUCAGUUCAUACCUGUUGAUGUAUGUAGGAUUAUAUUAUUUACUGUAAUUUGCAUUAGCAAAAUAUUUCUUACUUAGAGGAUAAGACACCAAAGCUGGCUGCACCCCAGGGCCCACAUCCUUUUAUAUCCGGCCCUGGUCAUUAAUGUCUUUCCACAUCUACAGUCACAGUAAACAGAAAAUACAAACUCCAUCAGCUCAAGAGUCAGAAUGAUCUAGUUUAUACCAGCCUUUAAGUGAUUAUUAUAGAUGAAUUAUUACCACCACAGCAAUGAGGGGGUGCAAAGAGAAAGCUGCUUAAAUAUUUGUUCAGUCUUUUUCUCUUUGGUUUGCUCUGAUCAGUUGCUCUCAAAGGUGUCUGCAGGAUGUAGGCUAAGAGUGUUUUAUCAUUUCUUUGAGUACUGAACCAUUGCUGAUGUCUUUCCUACUUGGCAUUGCUGGAACACACACCUGUUUGCUCCUGAACAGCAAACUCCCAGAAGCACAGUGGGAGACCACACAGCACCAAGAAAGCACCCAGGGUCAACUUUUCCAGUUUUACUUCUUCUUUGUGUAAUAAAUAACAGUGCAGAACCUGUCAAAUCUGAAUCAUUUUCAAACCUGAUAAAUACCAGAUAUCUGUCAUAUGCUCUGAUAUGGAAAAUCCAAACUUUCUUUUUAUCAAGACUAUCUGUGCUGGAUGGUGUGCUCAGAGUUCCCAAAUUGCUUCAAAUGUAAUUUAGAAUCACAACAAAAACAUGUUUCAAUAUAAAAACUUACAUCUUCA
Messenger RNA from Poecilia reticulata (guppy), 2684 nucleotides. RefSeq names its product ubiquitin associated protein 1-like b (gene ubap1lb). Gene Ontology annotation, molecular function: ubiquitin binding. Gene Ontology annotation, cellular component: ESCRT I complex. The record is from RefSeq and is a predicted model, not a curated record. NCBI's taxonomy places the organism in Eukaryota, Metazoa, Chordata, Actinopteri, Cyprinodontiformes, Poeciliidae. Gene Ontology annotation, biological process: ubiquitin-dependent protein catabolic process via the multivesicular body sorting pathway.